Molecule: messenger RNA, 1551 nt
Organism: Odobenus rosmarus divergens (Pacific walrus)
Lineage: Eukaryota; Metazoa; Chordata; Mammalia; Carnivora; Odobenidae
Gene: ITPK1
Product: inositol-tetrakisphosphate 1-kinase
Exons: 11
Coding region: 174-1433 (419 amino acids)
Biological process (GO): inositol trisphosphate metabolic process
Cellular component (GO): cytoplasm
Molecular function (GO): inositol-1,3,4-trisphosphate 6-kinase activity; inositol-3,4,5,6-tetrakisphosphate 1-kinase activity; inositol-1,3,4-trisphosphate 5-kinase activity
Source: RefSeq, a predicted model, not a curated record
CGCGGGGACGAGAACGAGGAGACGGCGGCGGCGGCGGGACUGCGCGCCCCGAGCCCCGUUCCGCGUCCCCGCCGCCGGAGGAGGUGCCCGCACGCUCGCGGCGCGCGCCGGGCCGCCACACUCGGCCUGUGGGCGAUUUCCUCCGGACCCGAGCUCCCCGCCCGAGGAGGAAGAUGCAGACCUUUCUGAAAGGGAAGAGAGUUGGCUACUGGCUGAGCGAGAAGAAAAUCAAAAAGCUGAAUUUCCAGGCCUUCGCCGAGCUGUGCAGAAAGCGAGGGAUAGAAGUGGUGCAGCUGAACCUUAGCCGGCCGAUUGAGGAACAGGGCCCGCUGGACGUCAUCAUCCACAAGCUGACCGAUGUCAUCCUCGAAGCCGACCAGAACGACAGCCGGUCCCUGGAGCUGGUGCACAGGUUCCAGGAAUAUAUCGAUGCGCACCCUGAGACCAUUGUCCUGGACCCUCUUCCUGCCAUCAGGACCCUGCUCGACCGCUCCAAGUCCUAUGAGCUCAUCCGGAAGAUCGAGGCCUACAUGAAAGAUGACAGGAUCUGCUCGCCACCCUUCAUGGAGCUCACGAGCCUGAGUGGAGACGACACUAUGAGGCUCCUGGAGCAGAACGGCCUGGCGUUCCCCUUCAUUUGCAAAACCAGAGUGGCUCAUGGCACCAACUCUCACGAGAUGGCCAUUGUGUUCAACCAGGAGGGCCUGAGUGCCAUCCAGCCGCCCUGUGUGGUCCAGAACUUCAUCAACCACAACGCAGUCCUGUACAAGGUGUUUGUGGUGGGCGAGUCCUACACUGUGGUCCAGAGGCCCUCGCUGAAGAACUUCUCUGCGGGCACGUCAGACCGGGAGUCCAUCUUCUUCAAUAGUCACAACGUGUCGAAGCCGGAGUCCUCAUCGGUCCUGACAGCGCUGGAUAAGAUCGAGGGCGUGUUCGAGCGGCCGAGCGACGAGGUCAUCCGGGAGCUGUCCCGGGCCCUUCGGCAGGCGCUGGGUGUGUCGCUCUUUGGGAUUGACAUCAUCAUCAACAACCAGACUGGGCAGCACGCGGUCAUCGACAUCAACGCCUUCCCAGGCUACGAGGGCGUCACCGAGUUCUUCACAGACCUCCUGAACCACGUGGCCACCGUCCUGCAGGGCCAGAGCGCGGCCACGGCAGCUGCGGGGGACGUGGCCCCGCUGAGGCACAGCAGGCUCCUGGCGGAGCAGGCAGGCAGCCUGGCGGGCGAGCGGACGUGCAGCGCUGGCCCUGGCUGCUGCAGCAGCAUGAUGGGCCCGGACCCCCCCUGGAUGUCGGAGGCCGACGCGGGCAGUGUGGGCCCAGGCGGCACCACCAAGCUCCCGCACCAGAGACUCGGCUGCACUGCCGCCGUGUCACCCAGCUUCCAGCAGCACUGCGUGGCCUCGCUGGCCACGAAGGCCUCCUCCCAGUAGCCAUGGAGCCCAGGACCCAGAGGGCGGCGCGGGCCGCAGAGUGCACCUGCUGGGUCAGCCCCUCCCAGCAGUGACGCUCCUACUAAGAAUUCCCAGCGAUCUGAUUCUUCUUCUUCUU